UGAGCCGAGUGCCAGAAGUUUCAACCUCUUCAAUCAAUACUACAUUUUAUCUCAGUCUUUGCCUGUCAGACAUAUUGGCGCCAAAGAAGUUCGCCAUGAUUGAGAAAAAAGACUUUUUUCCGGGCUUCACCCCCUUGUCGGCGCAGGUUUACAUCCGCCACCCGGAUGCACAGAGCGAUGCUGUUGAGCGUCCAACUGAUCCCAGGGCCGUCCUCAUCUACUCAUGGGGUGAUGGACAGCCCAAGAACCUGAUCAAAUACGCCGAUGGAUACAGAGAUCUCUUCCCCUGCUCAACGCAGAUCGUCGUGCUGGCUCCCAUCUCCACAGCCAUGUGGUCAAACCUCGACCAACGCACACAGGCCAUGCGGCCUGUGAUUGAUGCCAUCUUUCCCAAGGCAUCCAACGACGACAGAGAGACUGAAAACAGGGAAGAUCGUGUGCUGGCACACAUCAUGUCCAACACCGGCGGCAUAAACUACGCUGCAACGCUGAAUGCCUAUCGUGCUGUUCAUGACAGACCAAUGCCGCAUCACCUUCUGGUCUUCGAUUCCACGCCUGGCAGUGUCAUCAUGACACGCGAAAACCUGGCUCGCUGGUCGCGGGCAAUGGCGCUGGGAACUGCAAACUGGUUCCCCUGGCCGUUUGCCGUGACACAAACCCUUUGGGCCGGCUUUCUCUGUGGAAAUCGCGUGCUCGAGUGGGCUAUCGGAAAGGAACCUGCCCCAGUCUUUAGCGUGAAAGCGAUUAUAGACCCGUAUUAUGAGACUAAAGAUACGCGGCAUUUAUACGUUUACAGCGAGGAUGACGACUUGAUUCCGUUCGAAGACAUAGAAGAGCAUAUUGCAGAAGCAAGAAAAAGAGGAUACAAGUCUGAUAACCACAUGUUCAAGGGAAGCGGGCAUGUGCGACAUAUGCAAAUGUUUACGGAAGAAUACUGGGGCGCUAUUCGAACGUCUUGGAAUAGAGCAACGAGCGAGCCUUCUGAUAGAGCGUAAAUGUCUCUGUCGAGUGUUAUAGACUUAAACAUGGAUAUGCGUUGUUUUAUAUAGAGUAACUUGCGUUGCAACUGCCUUUUCUGGCAUUAUACAUAAUUUCUAGAUAGAACUCCGUUUUUUAAUUGGCAUCUGUUGUUGUGGUUUCUUAAAUUGCCUUUAAUCUUGCUUUAAGCCUUCGCAUAGCGAAAAUAAAAAGAGCUCAUAUACUUUAUUUAUACUUAGUAUUAUAGCUAGG
This is a messenger RNA of Trichoderma atroviride IMI 206040, 1230 nucleotides long. RefSeq lists its product as uncharacterized. The record is from RefSeq and is a predicted model, not a curated record. NCBI's taxonomy places the organism in Eukaryota, Fungi, Ascomycota, Sordariomycetes, Hypocreales, Hypocreaceae.